Ascoidea rubescens DSM 1968 is the source of this 406-nucleotide messenger RNA. RefSeq lists its product as uncharacterized. The record is from RefSeq and is a predicted model, not a curated record. Lineage: Eukaryota; Fungi; Ascomycota; Saccharomycetes; Ascoideales; Ascoideaceae. Bases 98 to 307 code for a protein of 69 amino acids. The transcript has a single exon.
UGUCAUUAGCGGCAGUAGUCUGACUUCCUCCUAACAGCAGCUCCAGCAGGUGUAACUAGAAUAACAAAUGGAACUGUUUUUGUAAUGGCGGCAAAAGAUGAAUCAUUCAAUAAAUAUUUGGUUUCAUCAAAGCCGCAAUCAGUAUUGUCAACAUCAAAGCUGUAGAAAAAAAUGUAAGCUCUGUAGGGCACUCAGCUUAAGUCGAAGCACACAACAGCACGGAGGACUCUUGUAUUAUUCUACGAGGUUCGCCUCAAAUUUUGGAGGACCAUGGCCUAAUCAGCUCUUUGGAAAGUCAUUAAUAUAGCAGCACAUCAUCUUCUUUAUAAAAUAGUUACCAAAGUGUAGCUAACAGUCUGGCUUUUUUUGUGUUAAUCAGAUUUACCAAGGGUACCGCACACAUCAC